Messenger RNA from Hyaloperonospora brassicae, 6072 nucleotides. The record is from the annotation of a GenBank genome assembly. Lineage: Eukaryota; Oomycota; Peronosporomycetes; Peronosporales; Peronosporaceae.
AUGGCGGACGCAAUGAAGAAGGACGCAGACGCGCUGGACCGCGUGCUCUUCCGCCUGGCGAGCGUCGAUGACGAGCGCAUGCUGCAAGUGCUGCAGUCUCUGCUGCCGCAGCUUCUGGCGCUUUACCCGCGCUCGACUGCGACGCCGCUCGAGCAGCAGCUGAAGGAGAAGGUGCUACGAGCUGUGGCCCACAUCAAGACGCGUCUGGGCGCACUGACGCGCCCUGCGCUGCCGCUUGACGCGCUGUGCCAGAUACUGCAGCAGUCGGAGCUCUCGGUCGUGUCCCAGAACCUCGCGCUUCUCUUCCUUGAGAUGGGAUUUGAUGCGGCGUCGACCGAGCAACAGACGAGAGUGCUGGCAGCUGUUGUCAAGAUCGUCUCGAGACUUUCAGCUUCUCAGCAGGAGGCUUUGUUCCGGUUGUUUGUGCGUGCCUUGCCUGUCACAGCCUCUGUGGUUUUCCCCAGCACAGAAGCAACAGCUGGAAGCCAAAGAGAGCAACAAGAAGAGGAGACGACGUCAAAAAGCGACGUGACUGACCACGUCAACGAGAGAACCGACGCCAAUGUCAAUGUGAUGCUGGACUUCAUUCUCGAUCUCGUACUGUAUGAACUGCCGUACUCGACGAGUACAAACGGGACGACGGUAUUUGGGUUAACGACGCCGCGAUUCGCGCGAUUGCAACGAGUCAAGAUAUCGCAAUUUGAUCGUGAGGUUUUGUACAAAGCUCAAUUUGACGCUUUGAAGUUUGUCAAGGAGAUGACGGUCCCUACACGAUGUAAACUUCCAGUUUAUGUUGCCGGCAGCGCUUCUUUCCACCACGCAGUGAAAGACUUUAGUAACGAGCAACUGUCCCGAGUGAUCAAAUUCGAGGAGAAAGAGUUGGAGGAUGCUGACGCCGUGCGGCAUCUGAUGGCGUUGGUACUCGGCAGUCAAGUGGCUCAAUCCUCUCGAACGAUGGAGGCUGCAGAUACAAUCAUGCUGACCGACCGAACGCGUCUGGCUGACGCAAGUAUUUUGCAAACGCUGACACUGCUUUUGGCUUCAACAACAGCAACAAAUGUGCAACCUCAGAUGCUGCAACUGUUGUGCCACUUAAUGUUUGGCACAGAACCGACACGACCUGUUGGCGUGGCAAGCAAGAUCAAGCUAGCGAGUGUGCAGUUAUGCCAGCGGACAUUUCACCGCUGCCAGUUAUCGUUGCUUGAGGGCUUGCUUGGUCCUGUGUUGUAUCCAUCCUUGCUACGUUUGCUCAUGAACACUGAUCUCGAGGCGUCCGACGCGGGUUGUCUGCUUGAGUUCCGCCAGGGUGUUUACGAAUCGAUGUCGGUACUUGCAAGCCGUGCUCCCGCAGUGGUCGCAACAUCUGAACAGGCUUUUCAGGUAUUACUUGUUCGUUGCUUUGUCGAAGAAGAGCAUCGAACAGGUGCGGGACCGCAUGCUCUGAAGGCAUUCACUUCUUUAGCUGGCGCCUACACGGUGGGCGCCACCCGUGAAGUACAGGUUAAAGUGAUUCAGGAGCUUGUUGCAGUGCUAAAGAGCUCCAAGCUGUAUGACUCCAGCAAGGACUAUGUACGCGUAAGACGUGCUAUCGCCGCUUGGUGCGCUGAACUGUUGAGCGCUUCCGUUCCGGAACAAUAUGACGUCACUUUGCGGUUCGCCGUCUUGCGACUGGAAGCGUUUCAUGAUGAAGAGACUAGGCGCUUCAUCAACAAAGCUUUGUUCUCCGAACCGUUACCAUCCGCAGCUGCACUCGUGCAAACACUCCAGUCGACUUUCACGCAGAAAGACCUCAAGAUGAGCAUUCAUGACCUUGGAGCUGAGAGUUGUGUCCGAUUUUGCGUCGAAGUUCUGAGAAUCUACCAAGACAGCAGCUCCCAGGACGAGCGGAACUGUGUUGUGGAGUACAUCACACACACGCUUUUCGGGCAAUCCGAGCAGAGCGAUUCUACUGACAUCCGAUCGAGAUCGGUGUUUGAAACAGCAGCAACUGCACUCAUGGACUUGUGCAAAUUUGAUGCAGAAAGUGUGAGUGCUGUACUAGUUUGCCGUGUUAAGGAACUGUUCGACGUUGGGGUCGUCAGCCAAGAUCGCAUCUUUCUAUCAAACAUAGCUGCGAUUGUGAUGUACACUAUCAGGGCUGGAGCGCUCACGGUCAGCCAGAUUGUGUCAGACUUUAUCGUAGCUGGCAUGGACAGGCUGGAUUCGUGCAGCGUUGUGGAAAAGCAACUGCCUGGAGUAGUUUACAUCCUUGGUAGCGUGCUAAGCUCCGUUGAUUAUGACUCCGUGGUGGAUGCUGCUUCGGAGGACGAGCUGCUGCAAAUGUUGUUGUGCUUUCGAAAGAUGGGUGAUCUUCUUCAUUGCAAGGUACAAGAAGGCUCGAUAUUUGCGCUGCAUCCGAUAAGUGAAGUUGCUCAAAAUGAGCAGAUGUUGAGAAGCUUGAUGGAUGGAAUCGGUCUCAGUGGGACGCUGAAGAGUUUCAUGCGGAGCUCUGUGGGUGCUGAGUGGGGUUUGCUAAAGGCCAGAGCGCUUCAAGAUCUGAGUAGAGUCGUCGGGUGGAAGUUGAACGGCGUUCAUUCGGAUGACCGGCUGGGCCUGAAGUUAGUGGCUGUGAAGAAGAUCUCAAUCGAGAAUCUUGGCCGGAGCGUGUCAGGUCUGCCCAAUAUACAGUGUGCUGAUCUACUAAGUGGUGUUCGCGACGCCUUAGAUGCUCUUUUCGAUCUUGACGUGGAGACCGAUGUCGAGCUGCAGUUUCACGUAGGAGAAGCACUUGUGGCACUUGGAACCCAUGAUGUCGAAGAGGAUUUUGCGGUCGGUCAUCAGGCAAAAUGCGCUGUUGUUGCAGCGAAUCGUGCUGUCGCGAUUUUCGAGCGAGUAGUUGCUGACUAUGCCGAGUCCCGACAGCCCAAAAAACGUCGUAUUGCCGCUGUAUGGCUUCUGUGUAUGUGCGCAGCAGGUCUGACAACAUCUUCGCGUAAGGAUGAAAGCACGGUCGUUUAUGCUACAUCGUGGGCGGGUGUGUUUCGAUCUCCUGCCUACUCACACUCCAUUCUUAGCGUGCACGAGUUUUUCGUGACGAUGCUGAACGACGCGAGCGAAGUGUCGAAAGAGUGCGCAGUAAAAGGACUAGCUUACCUGCGACUACACUCGCCAACGGACGAAAUGGGAGCGCAGUUUAGCGAGAGCUUAUUCCGGCGAUUACGAUGCUUCCGGGCGUUUGUGAGUACCAGUGACGCUGUUGACGCCGCUGAAAGCGGUGGACAAGUCGCCAAUCACGAAGGAGUUGGGGACAGGUCAACAGCUGCUAUACCUCCGUCCUCGUCAAGUUCUGUAAUUGAAAAUGCAGCGUACCGAGAGGUCAGCAACGUUGCAGCAGACGUCGGCGAUCCGGAGCUAAUGUACGCGCUUUUGUACUUGAGCACCAACGAUCCAAUUUGGGAGUCGCUGGCAAUAUCGAGCGCAUCAAGACCGGUGAUGAGAUCUGAUGUGUUUUCUUUUGUCACUACUGACAAGAAACUUCGUGCGUCAAUCGUUGAGAAAGCUGGUACUCAGUGGAUGGUAGAAGAUCACUCUAGCAAAACGAAGCUCGCUCCGUGGUUGUAUCUGCUGAAAUUCCAUCCACAUAGCAAAGUAGCAGCGGUCAUGAACAACUUGUGGGAAUGUGCAAUGGGAAACUCUGCAAGCAUUGCAACGGCGAAGGGCGAAAAGACGCUGAUACGACAGCGUUGGGCUCUUUUCUUUUGCUUUGCAUUGGGUCGACUUGAAAACGAUCGGAACUUUAAGUAUCGCGUAGCCGCUUGUCUUGCUCUUGUUGAUUUGCUAAAUGGAGCCGAAGCCGACAAUGUAAGCGAUAACUUCUUACGAUUGUGGGUUUGCGCAUCACGAGCGGUAGACGAUGUCGUGGAGGCAGUCGCCCUUGCAGGUGUGAAGCUUUAUCGAUACUUGGGUGAGAUGAGUUUGCGCAUUGCAGUGAGUGAUGCAGCGUGCAGUUCGCUGCUCGUCAAGUUCUUGGUUGAGGACGGAAUUGUGAGCAAAAACAGUGUUUGCCGCGCGUUGAGCAUCGACGUAUUGAUACGCCUGGUGAAGACACUGAAGGCGUGCGACAUUCAGGACCGCCUAGCACCGCUCUUGCUGAAAUUGUUGGAAUAUUUGUCGUCACUAGAGAUGCCAGAGCUGCAGUACGCUCAAUUUCACGUAGAAAAGAAAGACCAACUGGAGCGUUUGCGCGUUUCGAUCAGCCAGGCAGGACCUGUUGGCCAACUCCUGGACUUGGCAACAGUGCGGCUGAAGGAGCUCGCUGGAAGUACUGGUUGUGUCACUGUCGUCGACGAACUCGCUCGUGGUGUGGCGAACCUGUUGAAGUUCGGUGUCGGGCUUAACACGCGCGUGGGUACUGCCAAUUUUGUCAUCACACUUGCGGGCGAGCUUCCCUUUGAGCUCCGCAAGUGUAACGGAGCCGAAUUGUUGUUGCGCCGCGUUCUGAUUCCGUAUGUGGGCAUGAAGACAGCAGCCGAGAAUGAUCAGUACGGGGACGAGGAGAGUCGAUACGGUGGAACAAGCAGUAGUGCCUCCAUGGAAGAAGAGGACUCGAGUCUGGCCGCGACAUCGGGGUUGGCCGAUGGACUAGUUAUUCAGAGCUACUGCCGAGCUGCUGCAUACUUAUGCCCGCUAGUCGAUACUGGUACAGUUCGUGAUUAUGUCCGGCGUGGUAUCUUUGCUUGCAGCACAUCAAGCGAGUCGGGCAGUAAGACUUCCAGAUCUUCUGGUUUCGAGACUCGCAGCGAUGUAGAAAUGGAAGACUGUGGUGAGACAGAGGGCGCGCAACUGAAGUCCCAUCAGGUGUUUACUAGCCGAUUUUUGCUGAUCAGUGCUCUAGCAAUGAAGGAGCUCGUGAAGAAGGUGCCACCGAUCGCAGACGUAGACACCGUGGUGAUCAACGACAUGCGUAAUACUUGGUAUUGCACGCACGCCUUCCCAGCUGCUUUUAUCGGCCAGUUUGCUGCAGCGGACGCCUUGAAGAGCUCGUGGAAGGGUGUGUUAGACGAGCUACCGCCUACGGUGCUUUACUCAUUACGGUCACUGGAUGCUGCACUGCAAGCCAUUGCGCUGCUACUGGCACAUCCUGCCUGGGACACGCGACGACAAGCUGCUCGGGCUUUGCAGGCGAUUUUUGCGAGUGCCACGCACCGUUCCAAACUGUCUGUCGAGCAAAUCGACCGCAUCUGGCGUGGGCUGCUUGACGCUGUGCCAGGCCGUCUUUGGACAGGCAAGGGCGUCAUUUUAGAGUCCAUCAUCUCGCUGGCGGCCGUAAAGAUGGCGAACAAGGCUACCGACGUUGACAGCAAAUGGACUGAAAAGCUGUCGCUGCUUCUUAUUGAGGAAUGUGCUCGCGCGUGGAAGAACCAGGACUUGGCGUAUCUUGAGAGUGGAAUUGUAAAUCUCGGGAAGUUUUCUGCGUUGCUGCCGCCUGAACAAAGCGAUUUGCGUCAUUCGAAUGUGCGUUCUCUGAGAAGUAUGUUUGCCGGGUGGAUGACCGGGCACGAGAUGGAGUCAUCCGAGUCUUCCUCGCUGUCGUUCCCGCCAAUGCUUAUCAAGUGCGUGUUCGAAGCGCUUUCGCUGAUGUGGCCUUCCUUGACAGCAGCUCAAAGAACAGCGAGUACCGGGGAUGCCGAGACAAGUAUCGAAACCAUGCUGUGGCUUUGCGCAAACGUGGAAUCACCGCAUUUGGCCGCGUGGAGUGUCCGCAAAGCCAUUUUCCAGACUUUGGCUGUAGUUGCGGAGCGUGCACCUCUUGAGGCACUUGCUGGUAGCAAUGGUGUUGUCGAGCGCAUCGUCGAUAACUGCUGUGGGCCGUUUGGUGUGGCUGAUGGGAAGUACUCGAUGGUUCGUGUUGCCGCCGCUGGAGCUCUUGUGGCGCUGCUAAAGCGCGCAGCGGGUACUCCGGAUUUGGCGUUGAGACUCGUCGUCCAGCGAGAGCGGGUGUCGACAGCUGUGCAGACCUUGUUGGCUAGUGAAGAAGCGUCGGAGCAACAGGCAGCUUAUAGCCUGAAGUCGCAAGUAUUGCUAAUGCCUUGA